This is a messenger RNA of Trypanosoma rangeli, 486 nucleotides long. Its product is annotated as solute carrier family 36 (proton-coupled amino acid transporter). Gene Ontology annotation, biological process: amino acid transmembrane transport. Gene Ontology annotation, cellular component: vacuolar membrane. Lineage: Eukaryota; Euglenozoa; Kinetoplastea; Trypanosomatida; Trypanosomatidae. The record is from RefSeq and is a predicted model, not a curated record. The transcript has a single exon. Gene Ontology annotation, molecular function: amino acid transmembrane transporter activity. The coding region runs from base 1 to 486 and encodes 161 amino acids.
AUGAUUGUGUCAUUUAUUAAAAUUCAUGAAGAGGGCGUGGCAGAGAGCACAAUGCCUUGGGGCCGUUCUAUACCGCUUGGCUGGUUCAACAACAUGGCAAAUAAUAUGAUGGUGCUAGAGGGAAUUGGUGUUGUUUUGCCCGUCGAAAAUUCAUGCAAGAACAAACCUUUGUUUCCGCUGGUGCUCACCGUCGUUCUGUACUUGGUUGUUGGCUGGUAUUUCUUGUACGGCUUGGUUGGAUACCUGGCGUAUGGUGGGGCACUUGAGGUGUCGCUGGUGGAUGCACUACCCAAGGAUCCGUUUUCCAUUGUUUUGCGUGUGGCAUUUAUGAUCAACAUCCUGUGUUCAUAUCCGAUUCUCUUUAUGCCCGGAAUUUUGCAAAUUGAUUCACUUCUUGGGUGGCCUUUCCGGUCCUGGAAAGCAAUCUUAAUGCUACUUGCGGUAAAUCUUGUUGUGUAUGCUGUUGCAAUUGGUCGCGGGAACUGA